Mercenaria mercenaria is the source of this 3053-nucleotide messenger RNA. Its product is annotated as CD109 antigen-like. Lineage: Eukaryota; Metazoa; Mollusca; Bivalvia; Venerida; Veneridae. Gene Ontology annotation, cellular component: extracellular region. Gene Ontology annotation, molecular function: endopeptidase inhibitor activity. The record is from RefSeq and is a predicted model, not a curated record. The transcript has 23 exons. The coding region runs from base 28 to 2892 and encodes 954 amino acids.
UGAAUUUGGAAUUGGGUUUCAGCACAGAUGGUGCCUUCUUUCAUCGUUUUAGUUUGGUUUAUUCUUCCCAAUGAGCGCCUAGCCUCCGGAUAUUCCAAUUAUGUCGGGGCGAAUGCCGUACAGACAUAUGUCAAGGAAACAGAGGUUCAGGAAACAAGCAUCACGUUUCAACAGAAAUCAGUGCGACCAGGAGACAAAGCACGACUCGAUCUAAAGUCUACUUCCGGAUCUUCAUUCUACGUUCUUGCUGUAGAUAAAAGUAUUCUGCUCCUGCAUAAAGGAAACGACAUAACGGAGUCGAUCCUUCCUGACCUAAAUGCUGACCCAGUGUCACCCUUAACGGUCUCUCAAUCCUCAACAAGUACAAUUUAUAAUUCUGGCAUGACUGUACAAUACAUCCAACUGCGUGAUCCACAAUCAUCCACGUUCUCUACUAGCACUUCUUCAUGGUAUGAUCACUACUACUACUACUACACAUAUGCGUCAUACAGUGUGUAUGCAUCAUCAAAAUCAGCUUCAAGUGUAAGGACCUCCACGGUUGGACCAACACAAGCACCAAUAGCAUCAACACGCUCACGAGACGAAAUCAAUAAACCAGUUAAACAGGAAACCAUCAGAAAGAAAUUUCCGGACACAUGGUUAUUCAUAAAUGCAACAGCAGAUUCAUCCGGUAGAGCAAGCCUUGACAUGAAGGUACCAGACACAGUUACAACAUGGGUUGCCAGUUGUUUCGCCGUCAGUGCACAGUCCAAAAUAACUACCGCUGCACGCAAUGCUGAAUUGGAAGUGUUCCUGCCGUUCUUCAUCAGUUUGCAGUUACCAUUUUCUGUCAUACGAAACGAACAGUUGGUCCUGCAGGCAAAUAUUUUCAACUAUCAUACGGAGGACCUCUAUGUAUUGGUCACAUUAAAGAAAAGUUCCCAGUUUCGUGGACUAGCAGUCGUGAAGCGUGGAAGACGACGAAAGCUUGAGGAAAGAUGUGGAAACGUAGUGCUCUGUAUCUUUGCAAAAGCCGGCCGUGGUACCGCAGCCUUUUUCCCAAUUGUACCAACUGAAACUGGGAAAGUAAAAAUAACAAUUACAGCCGAUUCAUCAUUAUUCAAGGACACUGUUAUCAAAUAUCUUCGGGUAGAGUCUGAAGGCGCACCGAAGGAUGUUGCUUACCCAUUCCUCAUAGAUUUAACGCAGGAAACUACGUUUGAUACACGCUUUGACUUGAACUAUCCACCAAAUACAGUUGACGGUUCUCAGCGAAUGAGGGUUUCUUUGAUUGGUGAUAUAAUGGGUCCAACGAUCGACGGGUUGGAUAGACUUGUGAGAAUGCCUUAUGGAUGCGGUGAACAAAACAUGAUUUCUACAGCCCCUUCUGUAUUUGUGUACAGGUAUUUAUCAGCAGUUGGCAAACUCACAGACGAGUUAAAGGAAAAGGCCGAACAAUUCAUGAGGAUAGGCAUGCAACGCCAGUUGAGAUACCGGCAUACCGAUUGGUCUUUCAGUGCAUGGGGUGGGAGCGGCUCUGGUAGCACAUGGUUGACUUCCUUUGUGUUAAAAGUAUUUUCGAUGGCUUCGAGCUACGUUGAAAUUGACGAUCAGAUAGUCACCGAAUCGGCAGAUUGGCUUAUUAGUAUUCAAAAUGCUGACGGGAGUUUCCCUGAGAAGGGCAGUGUUGGUAGCAGAUCUCUGCAGGGUGGUGCGAGCGGAACCAUUGAAAGAAUGACAGCAUACGUACUCAUAGCGUUAUUAGAGGGCAGGAAAGCUUCCUCCAAUGUAGAGUUUUGUCCUGACUGUCUUGAUCGGCUUGACAGCGCCAUUAUGAAAGCAUCCAAUUAUGUAUCGAACAAUUUGAACAAUCAAACAUCAGUUUAUACUGUUGCAAUAUCUACGUAUGCAUUAACGUCUGCUGGACAUAAGGGGGCGGAGCGAGCCAGAAAUAUGUUAGAUGGCUUAUCAGUGGGCGGCGCAGGUCAAAAAUAUUGGCAAGAACCAAAUCAACCUCCAGUAUCUAGAUAUCAUUACGGACCAUCUACACAAGCCGUGUCCAUUGAAAUGACAGCAUACGGUUUGCUAGCAUUCGUUGAGUCAGGGAAUACUGCAACGUCUUUAUUGAUACAAAAAUGGUUAAUUAGUCAACGAAAUCCAUAUGGAGGGUUUAUUUCUACACAGGACACGGUGAUUGCUUUACAAGCAUUGUCUGAACUUGGUGCACAGAUCAAAGCUGAUGAUCCAAACAUGAAUAUAAUACUCUCAUAUACAGACAACAAACUACGGAAAAAGAAAUUUAAGGUCAACACAAGAAAUGCAAUGAUUAUGCAGACAGCAGAUAUCUCGACCGAUACAAAGACGAUAAGCAUUCAUGCCUGGGGGACAAUAGGGACCACAGCUAUACUAACGGUGUCUUUAUUUUACAACAUAUUCAUGGACCUUGAAGGCAGAAGUUUGCGUUUGGAAGUGACUUUACUGAAGGAAACUAUAAACGGAUUUACACUUAGGUCUUGCGUGAGCUGGUUGGAAAACGAUGUCAGUGGAAUGAUUGUAGUUGAGAUUGGUAUACCAUCAGGAUUUGAGGCUAAUAGAUGGGGGAUUUCACCACAUGAUCUUCUUAAAAGAACUGAAAUAGAAGAUAGAAAAGUUAUACUAUACUACGAUGAGGUGACCUUUAGCGGGAUAUGUACAGUUAUACCUGUUGUGAGAGACAAGAUGGUUGCCAAUAUCAAGCCGGUGCCGUGCAAGGCCUACGAAUACUAUGAGCCAAGCAAUGAAGUAACAGUGUUUUACCUCCCUUUGUCGGCGAAGAAUGCAAACAUUUGUGACAUAUGUGGAGUGGAAUGUGGCUGUAAGUCACCUAAAGAGAAAUUGUGGUUUCCACAGUCUUGGUGCAAGAAGAAGAUAUAAAUUAGAAUACAUUUUAAAUAGCUUUCUUGAACAAAUAUGUCCGUGUACUAUACUUUCUAAAUAGCUUUGAUGAAAAAUGAAAAGCUGUUGUUGCUAAUGUGACUAAACUAAAUUCUUAUUUGUUAAUACUUUAAACAUAAAUAAACAUUGACGUAACAUUA